GUUAUUGUAAUUAUGGUGUGUUUUCAGACGGAUCUCUCCUGAUCUAGAGGAGACGGCUAUCACUACAUCAGUAGAUGAGAGCAAGAGACGAUAAAUGGCAACAAAUACUAAAGAUUUCAGAAGCAAUGGGGCCCCCAACAACCGGGCCAACAUUGCGCCUCUUGCAUCCCUUCGGGAGCCAGUGUACCCCACCAUGCGGGCUGCCAAAUCCGCCAAGAAAACUGCCAUGGUCGUCCCAUUGGCCAGCGAGGGGAACUUCCAGACACUGAAGAUGAAAACCAACCAGAGUCAGUGGACACCGCUCUCAAAUAAACCCUCCAAUGAGCAGAUGUUUGUAGAAAGAAGAGAACUAAUUGGCCAUUGGUUUGACCUCUGGACUGAUGCCCAGAGGAAGCGAUUCCUCCAGUACAUCCUUGUGCGUUGUCGGCGAGCGCAGCUACUCUACCUCUACAACUGGUUUGAAGGCCAUGUUCCUGUGGAGCAUCUGAACUUUGCGACGGUGCUGCCACGUUUCCUGUCUUUAUACAUCCUAUCCUUCUUGGAUCCUCGUAGCCUCAGCAAAGCUGCUAUGGUCUGCUGGCAUUGGAAGUUUCUGGCAGAGCAGGACGUUUUGUGGAUGCCAAAGUGUCUGAAGCUAGGCUGGUUCCUGCCGUACAAGCCAAAACAUAAUGAAUAUGGAGCUUGGAAGCAUCAUUACAUUCACUGUCUCAGGACACUAGAUGUUCAAGCUUCCAAAGAUUUUGGUUUGUACGGCCGAAUGGGUGACGGCACUGGCUUAGAUGAUGCUGCAGCCAAUAAGAAGAAGAAACAGAAUCAGACUUCUGAUGUGGUGAUGUCGAGCAGUUUGGACAGCAGACCGGUGUGGCUGGACCCUGACCACCACCCCCAGGACCUUGAGAGGGCCUACCAGGGUAUGGUACAUUCUGGCAACCCUAACCAGCCAGGUGUGCCACUGUCCACGCUGCAACAUUCCAAGUCUGUUCCGUCAUCACCACGCAAACACACAAGGUCGUGGACCGAACCAGCGAGGGCGUUUGAGUACGGUCUCGCAUCCAAAGACAGAAAAGGACAUCAUAGAGCUCAAGGGAUUGAUGAUGUUGAAUUGUCAGGUGCUUCACUAGAAGCAGUCACUCUAUCGGCCAGUAUGGCAAUGGAGAUGGGCCAAACCGUUGGGGCUGCCCUACAACAAGCCAUCAGACAUGAAACUAAGAAACCGGUAUCUCGCAGGAAAGACUUAUCAGCAGGAGGUGAUUACCCAGGAGGCAUUGCAUCAAAUUCCCAUCAUGCACCUGAUAAAACCCUCGUCAGGUCCACACAACGCCCUCGUCUGCUGGUCGUCUCAUCGCAGAUAACAGCAAUGCAGCUUGUCUCAUCGGCAAUCAAGCCAGAUGUCCUGGUUGUUGCCUAUGAGUACAUCGGAACGACUCUAGAGUCUCUCCUGUACAGGAUAGAAGAAACUCUAGCUGGAUCCUCUGCAAGGAGCAUUGGCAUAAUGGUGGAGGGAUCUGAUGAAAUCCAACUAGUGGGUUCCAUGGCAACCAGCACUACGUCACUGGAGAAACCAGAGCUCAAACAUUUUUGGGAGAAGUUGUGCGGAAACAUCUUACCGGGAGCAGAGGGUGGCCACCUCGACCUUUUUGUACCCUUAGCCGCUUCUGAUGCGGGAUGUGAUCUUCUACAACAGAUGAGCAAUCUGACUGGUGUUGUUAUUACGUCACCAUCUACAUUAUCCGACUCCAAAUACGGUUAUAUCCUGGGUGAAUGGCACAACUGGGGUAAGUCAACCAGCCCAGCAUCAUUGUAUUUAGAAUAUGAUAAGCUAAAGGGUUGGCUCGCAUCUUCAGAUAGGGUCAUCGAGGCGGCCACCUCCUGCCAGAAGGUUCUAAGAAGCUACUUGAAAGACUCCAAAGAGGACCUGGUUGCUAAAUUGACUGGUGAUAUUGUAUUUAAGAGUCUUGGUAUUCAGGACACCAGACUUCAUCAGAUAGCUCCGUCAUUGGUCGAAGCCCUCUCUGCAUUAACAUCGCAGUCAAUGGAGGUAAAUUCCUUGGCUUUUGUUGGCAACCAACUCCUACAAGCCAGUGGUCAAAGUGUCUCCCAGACUCGUCUUAAUAAGACACAAGCAACAAAAAUGAGUCCAGCUAAGCAACGACUGAAAAGGAUGUCCAGUUUAAACAGCGACAUCAAUAGUGAAAUCUCUGAAGAAAUAGAAGAGGAGAUCACAGACUUUGACAGCGAGGUUGAAAAUAUCAACCGCAAUGCUCUCUACUCAUCCAUCUCGGAGCUCAGACCAGCUGAGGUACCAGUUACAAUGGGUACCAGGCAACUAUCAACAUUCAAAGUGACGCAGUUACCAACUGGUGACAGCAGGCAAAACACAGCUUUUCAGAUUCUGUCGUCAGAGUUCUCUUACAUGCAGAAUCUGAUGAUUAUAGAGGACGUCUAUCGCAAACCACUACUAGCAGCUCUCAAGUCAAACAAGGCAAUAAUCAGCCAGGCUAAUGUACACAUGAUCUUCACAGACGUCAACAUCAUUCUAGCAAUUACACGUGAGAUCACAGAGGACCUGAGUGAUCGCUUAGAGCAAUGGGGUCCAGAACAAUGCAUCGGUGAUUGCUUCAUUAAGUUCCAAGCCAAACUCAAGGCAUACACCAACUUCCAUAAGAACUACCAGAUUGUACUUGCUACCAUAGAUAAGUGUCGUCAGCAGUACCCAGCGUUCCGUGCCUUCCUCAAACACAACAACAUAUCCCCAGAGUCUAACAUGAUGUCCUUGUCGGAGCUGUUCCUACUCCCAGCUAGGCGUAUCGGGCUGUACAUCCAGAUGCUACUCGCCCAGCAAGGCGUAACGCCCGAUGAGCACCCAGACAACCAGGAUCUAGGGGUGGCUAUUGGGAUGUUUAGGCAACUUCAGACUUUUGUCGAAGAGUGUAAUGAGAGAGCAGAGAGAGAGAGGCAGAUGCUAGAUUUACAGCGACGCAUCAAAAAAUGUCCAACACUUCUUGAGUCCAAUCGCUUCCUCAUCAAGGAACAAGUUGUUGCUAACAUGGAGCAGGCAGAGAAAAGCGGGUUGUAUGAACAUACUCAAGAUCUUGGCCUAUUCCUAUUCAACGAUGCAUUAAUGGUGACCAUACAAACUAUCAAGACGAUGCCAUACACAAGACAGACCGAGACCCUGUAUCACUUCCACUCCUCCGUUGGCCUACCCAAACUGGAAAUCCAGGAAUUACCCGACUCCAAAUAUAUGAAGCAUGCAUUCAUCCUACAGACUCCUAAACGUCGCUGGGUUUGUGCAACAGAUGAUGAGAGCGAUAAGAUAGCCAUUAUGUCAGCUAUAGAAACAGCUAUACAGGCCUCGCUUGAUGAAACAUAGAAAUGUAAGCCAACAUGAAAGACUUUCUUGAUAAAGCAAUUAUUACACUGGCCAAGAAGCCAGCCAAACAGGCCAUGGAGACUGCCAAAAUGGCCUCACUGGAUCAAACAAAGUGAUGUAAUAGCCAUACAGCAGCAAUCCAACCAUGCAGGCUUUACUGACCAAGGUUUCUACCAGUACAUGUACACCAUACUGGCCUCAAACAAAGCAAUGUAAGCCAUAGAGCCAACCCAACUACGCUGGCCUUUAAGCAGAAAUUGGCCUCUUUGAGGUACAUGUACGUACAUGUACCAGACAUUGUUGAGCGAAACCACCAGUUAUCAAGCAGGAUUGAAUUGAUUUCAAACUUGUACAAAAUACAACGCUCACACCAAAAUAUUACAAACAUGUACUUUAUGCUACAAGGUUUUAAAAACACAAAUGCUGCAAAAGUGGAUUUAAAAAGACUCAUCGAAAUAAUGAACUUUGUAUGAUGCUGUUGAGAUAGGGCACAAGCUUGUUUUCCCUUUUUUUCCACCAAUGACAUCACCAAUGCACCAUUCAAGUUUAGCUUCCUACAUGAGCUUCAUAGGGAUUAUUUUACUCUAGACUCAAGAGACAACUUUUACAUCCAGAAGUGGACUUUGCUGAGUACCAGCGUAGAUGUAGAUGUAGAUGACAAAAGAUAGAUCAGCUUGCCGAAAUCAGUGUGCUAUAAUGGUUGCCAGUGUUGCAUAGAAUCUGCUAUAAUGGUUGCCAGUGUUGCAUGGAAUCUGAUUUUCACAAAAAAUCUGUUUUGCGUGCCGAUCGUGCACAUUGGGGCGCGCAUAUGAGGGUGCAAACAUAUCAGAACUCCUCCCCUAGUUUGGGAGCGGUUUGAAAAGCUUUUUACACAGAUACACAUGUACUUUAAAUUAAUAAUAUCGAGGCUACUAACAUGUUUAAUCUAAUCGAUUGCAAAGCAAUAAUUUUGUGACUUUUUUUAGAGUAUUUUUCUACGAGAGUAUUUUGCACAGAACGAUUUUGUAUGACGACUUUUAUUUUUUGCACUUAGUGUGGUUUCAAUGUUACUCUGAGAACACAUACUUUUCUAUGGUAGUACUUUUGCAAACUAAUUUUCUACUUGAACUUGUGAAAAAUUUGGCGAACAGAGGUUCAUGGAAAAAGUUUCACACAAAUGUAGCAGAGGUUAAUAAUAAUAAUAACAGUCGGUAUUUAUAUAGCGCUUUAUAAACCCGAAGGGGGACUCAAAGUGCUUAAACAUACAGUAUUUUAUGCAAGGUAUGGGACUAAGUUGGAAUUAUGAGAUCUACUCCUUUUUCAUAGCACCAUGUAAUGGAUUACAAGGUGCUGUGACGCAAUAUGCUGCAA
Messenger RNA from Asterias rubens (European starfish), 4723 nucleotides. RefSeq names its product epithelial cell-transforming sequence 2 oncogene-like. NCBI's taxonomy places the organism in Eukaryota, Metazoa, Echinodermata, Asteroidea, Forcipulatida, Asteriidae. Gene Ontology annotation, molecular function: protein binding; guanyl-nucleotide exchange factor activity. The coding region runs from base 95 to 3373 and encodes 1092 amino acids. The transcript has 22 exons. The record is from RefSeq and is a predicted model, not a curated record.